This is a messenger RNA of Gongylonema pulchrum, 216 nucleotides long. The record is from the annotation of a GenBank genome assembly. NCBI's taxonomy places the organism in Eukaryota, Metazoa, Nematoda, Chromadorea, Rhabditida, Gongylonematidae.
CAGCGACAGUACACUGGUUUACUACAUCGUUUUGGAGGAUCAUUUAGACGGAACACAGCGAACAAAAAGAAGAAGGAUGAAGCACGAAUGAUUCCGGUGAAACGAAUCAAAGCAUCAUCAGUGCAGCGAAAAACACUGAAUCCAAAAUGGAAUGAAAAAUUCCAAUUUGUUGUGGAUGAUGUUAAUGUGGAUCGUUUCCAUAUGGACAUCUGGUAA